UUGGCAUGCAUGUUUCUUUCUUUAUUUUUUUGCAAUAGGCUUUGCAACGGAAACGAUUAGCAACAGGAAUCCAUUGAUACUGAUUGCAUGUCAGUUUACUGGCGAUCGCGUAAACAGCUCAAGUUUCGGUUUUAAAGUCACGUUUGAAUGCAACUUUUCUGUUAACCAGGUGAAAUUGUACCGAUUCAUGCCGUCAGUUAUCAAGUUCAACUUUUCUUCCCUUUCCCCUGUCCUGUUUUCUCUUUAGCAGUCACUUUGAUGAAAGCGAGGACCGCUUAUCUGGUCGAUGGUUUGGGGCGUAUUUUUGACAACUUUGUGAACUUCGGGAAACUGCAUUUGACUGAGCUGGAGCGGCUGUGUCAAGAAGAUCACUUUGGAUUGUGAAAUCUGGAAUUUAUUGAAUUUUCUUUUUAGGCUAUGGCACUGAAAGAAACUUUAACUUUAUGUUGUCGAGAAGAUUGUUAAUAAGCAGCCAGUACUAAAACGGAAUACUUUGACACGUAUCACGAUUCAUAAUGGAUAACCAAGCGCAGGGUGCUGGUGGGGAAGACCCCAGCAAAAACUACAGAAGGAAGGCAAACGAAGAUGAGAUCAAAAAUAAACCUAAACUGAAUAUACAAAUAAAAACAUUGGCUGAUGAUAUGCGAGACAGAAUUACCAGUUUCAGAAAAUCAGGUGCUAAACGGGAGAAGCCUGUAAUUCAGCAUCCAAUAGAUUCACAACCCACAGGGAGUGAGCUGCCCUUGGUACAACCAUUUUUUGAUGAGCGGUCCAUGAAUUUGUCUGAGAAAGAGAUUGUUGAUCUCUUUGAGAAGAUGAUGGAAGAUAUGAAUCUAAAUGAAGAACGUAAAGCUCCACUGCGUGAAAAGGAGCUAAGCACCAAACAUGAGAUGGUUGUCCAGUAUAUUUCUGCAACUGCCAAAUCUGGAGGUUUAAGAAACACCAAGCAUGAAUGUACUCUAUCAUCCCAAGAGUAUGUGCAUGAGUUACGUUCUGGAAUCACUGAUGAAAAGCUCCUUAACUGCCUUGAAUCUCUGAGAGUCUCUUUAACCAGUAACCCCGUAAGUUGGGUAAAUAACUUUGGACAUGAAGGCCUGGGACUUUUGCUGGACAUCUUGGAGAGGCUACUGGACAAAAAGCAACAAGAACCAAUUGACAAAAGAAAUCAGCAUAAACUUAUUCAGUGUCUCAAGGCCUUCAUGAAUAACAAGUAUGGCUUACAAAGGAUUCUGGGAGACGAGAGAAGCCUUCAGCUCCUGGCCCGAGCAAUUGAUCCAAAACAAACAAAUAUGAUGACAGAAAUAGUUAAAAUUCUUUCUGCCAUUUGCAUUGUGGGCGAGGAAAAUAUACUUGAAAAGAUAUUAGCAGCCAUGACUAUAGCUGCUGAACAUAAUAAUAAAGAAAGGUUCUCUCCUAUUGUGGAAGGACUAGAAAACCAUGAAGCUCCUCAAUUACAAGGAGCUUGCAUGCAGUUGAUCAAUGCCUUGGUCACAUCUCCUGAUGAUCUUGAUUUCCGGAUACAUCUCCGUAAUGAAUUUUUGCGCUGUGGUCUGAAGAAAAUCCUACCUGAGCUCCAAGAGACUGAAGAACUUGAUAUCCAGUUGAAGGUGUUCAAUGAACAUAAAGACGAUGACUUAAUUGAAUUAUCUCAUCGUCUAGAUGACAUACGAACAGAGAUGGAUGACAUGAAUGAGGUGUACCAUUUGCUGUCGAACAUGGUGAAAGAUACUACAGCCGAGAAUUACCUCCUUUCAGUUCUCCAACACCUGCUGCUGAUAAGGAAUGAUUAUUAUAUCAGGCCUCAAUACUAUAAGGUGAUAGAAGAAUGUAUUUCACAAAUUGUGUUGAAUCGCAGUGGAAUGGACCCUGACUUUGGCUACAGGCACAGACUAGAUGUUGAUUUUAUGCAUCUUGUUGAUCAAUUGGUGGACAAAGCCAAAGUAGAGGAAAGUGAACAGAGGGCAGAGGAGUUUUCCAAAAAGUUUGAUGAAGAGUUCACAGCUCGACAGGAGGCGCAGGCAGAGCUGCAGAAACAAGCGGAGAAAAUCAAAGACCUUGAAAAACAGAUUCAGACACUGCAGGAACAGGGUCCUAAGGCAUCAGUUGCUGGUGCUGUUCCACCCCCUCCGCCUCCUCCAGGAGGAGCACCACCUCCACCCCCACCUCCACCUCCACCUCCUCCUGGGGGUUGCCCACCUCCUCCACCCCCUUUAUCAUGUGGUAUACCACCUCCACCGCCUCCACCCCCUGGUAUGGGGCCUCCACCACCUCCUGGUCUCCCUGGUAUGCCUCCGCCACCACCACUUUUUGGGGGACCCCCACCACCUCCUGUACAAGAAAAGCUACCUUAUGGCCUCAAACCUAAGAAGCUUUAUAAGCCUGAAAUCACAAUGAAGAGGAUUAAUUGGUCCAAGAUUGUGCCUCAGGAAAUGACAGAGAACUGCUUUUGGGUAAAAGUCAGCGAAGACAAGUUUGAAAAUCCUGAUCUCUUUGCAAAACUGUCCCUCAAUUUUGCAACUCAGACAAAAGUGAGGAAGGUUUUGGAUGAGACUGAUGAUAACAGAGUAAAGAAAAAGGUGAAGGAGCUACGAAUACUGGAUGCCAAAACAGCUCAAAACCUUUCCAUUUUUCUGGGUUCUUUCCGGAUGCCUUAUGAAGAGAUCAGAAAUAUCAUUCUGGAGGUUGAUGAGGAGAGGCUCAGUGAAUCACUAAUCCAGAAUCUGAUAAAGAAUCUACCAGAGCAAAAGGAGCUGAAUGCUCUCGCAGAGCUGAAAAGUGAAUAUGAUGAUCUCUGUGAGUCCGAGCAGUUUGGUAUUGUGAUGAGUACAGUAAAGCUGCUGAGGCCUCGACUUAAUGGCAUCCAGUUUAAAAUGACCUUCGAAGAGCAGGUUAACAACAUCUGGCCAAACAUAAUGAGUGUGACAUAUGCCUGUGAUGAAGUUAUGAAAAGUGAAAACUUCAGCAAGUUCCUUGAGCUGGUGCUGCUAGUUGGAAAUUACAUGAACACAGGCUCCCGUAAUGCUCAGACCUUUGGGUUCAACAUUAACUUCUUAACUAAGCUUAGAGAUACCAAGUCCGCUGAUCAGAAAAUGACAUUGCUGCACUUUCUUUCUGAAAUAUGUGAAGAGAAAUAUCCAGAAAUCUUGAAGUUUCCAGAUGAGUUGACCCAUGUGGACAGUGCCAGCAAAGUUUCUGCCCAGAUAAUGAAGGCAAGUCUGGACUCAAUGGAACGCCAGAUCCAGCGCCUAGAGAAUGACAUCAAGAACUUUCCCAAAGUGACUGAUGAAAAUGAUAAGUUUGUUGAGAAGAUGUCUAGUUUUGCCACCCAUGCUAGAGAGCAGUACGAGAAGCUCGCCACGAGGCACAAGAACAUGCUGAAGAUGUACGAGACCCUGGGCAGCUACUUCCUUUUUGAUGCUCAGACUGUAAAUGUAGAAGAUUUCUUUGGAGACCUCAAUGCAUUCCGUGUCCUGUUUUUGGAGGCACUGAAGGAGAAUCAUAAGAAGAGAGAAAUGGAGGAGAAGGUCAAAAGAGCCAAACUGGCCAAAGAAAAAGCAGAGAGAGAGAAGCUGGAAAGACAGCAGAAGAAGAAGCAGCUGAUUGACAUGAACAAAGAAGGAGAUGAGACUGGGGUCAUGGACAGCCUGAUGGAAGCUCUACAAUCUGGGGCAGCCUUCCGUGACAGGAGAAAACGAGCACCUCGCACUGGAGAGCCAAGCCCACCAAGUCCAACUUCAAGGUGGCCUGCUGGGUCUAAGGAUAACCGUCGUGUCGGCUUGGAAAGGUCUCGAUCACGGCACAACGGGCAUUCAUUGGGCUUGUGAUACAACCCUUCAUGCCCAAGAGCCAAAGACACAGAGACGGAGUAGAAGAGCAUUUGGAAUGAAUAACCUACAAAAAUAUUUUUGCUUUGUUUUUACUUUUUUAUUGAUUACAAAAAUAAAAAAUGGAUUGAAGAUACAGUAUAAAUUAGACUUAUUGGAGAAACAAUUAAACAGACUUUUCAACAGGUGCUCUAUUCGAGCCUGCCUUACCAAGUGCAUUUUUAUUUUUUCAAAACUUGCAUGAGUGCUUCAAAGACAUAUGCAUAUUUUAUAGUUUCUGUACUGUAACUUGGGGUAAUAGUCAAAAUAUUUCAUAUUAAACUCCUUGAUGCUGUACAAAUGCAAAGAUGUUUCCAAUUUAAAAUGACUGCUGUCAGCUUAUUCUGCUGUGGUUGAUCUGAAUGUGGAAGAGCUGUACUUUUCAGCUGCUUUCUACUCUUAGUCUAAGGGGCUAAUUCAAAAUGCAUAAAAUACCACAGGAUAACACAGUACAGUAUUCACAUCAUAUUGAUCUUUGUGACCAUUUGUUACAGGAAACAUUACAGGCCUUGCCACAUUUCUGUACAAAUCAUUUAGGAUGCUGUAAUCUUAUCAGGGAAAUGUAUAGUUCAUAUAAGCUUUUAUGUGAAGAUGUACUUUAAAUAUUUCAGCUUCAUUAACAUCUUUGGACUUGGUCGACAACUUAGUAUGAAAGUAAGGAUGUUGCAUUAGUCAUUUAUAAUUAUCAUAAAACAAGGGCAACUGUCUAGUAGUUUUUAAAAUCAUAUAAUCAAAGGUAAAUCCUGUCAGAGAUGAUUUGUUCCUUUCUGUCGUCAUUUUGUUGUUUCUUUUUUUAGUUGAGAAACUAGACAGUCUUAAAUGUUUAAACAUAUAGAUGACAUCUGAAAGAGUCCCAUGAAUUGUCAUUUCCCACAUUAAUUAAUGAUCAGUACACAUAGAUAUACUCACAUCAGCCCAUGAGAGAGGUUUCAUUUGCAGGAUAGGUUCAUUAUGUGGUGAGUCAUUUGCGACUUAAAGUAUCCUCAAAGCAUUAAAACGGCUUAGUAAAUGCUUAUGAACAUGCAGGCUUUACAGCUUGCGUAUGAGAUCUGUCAUCUUGUAAAUUACCGUGCACCCAAACUGACAAUAUUCUCUGACUCCUUUAAUAGGCUUUAUUUUCACACUUAAUUUUCUUGUUACUUCUUCCUAGAUUAAAUUAAAAAAAAAAAACAAGCCACACUUUUUUGUGUACAGUAGAAAAUCAGGAAUCUUGUUUUCCUGGAAUUAUUAUACACACAGAAGAUUGCCUGUUAUUUGCAAGGUGUUUUAGGUUACACAACAAUUUAGAGCUGCACGUAUUGUGAAAGAUGGCUGAGUUCUUGCAAAGCCUUAAUCAAUUUGGCACAUGUUUAAUAUUAGUGCACACAAACUUAACACUUUUUAAAUGGCUAAAUAUCUUCUCUUUGUCAUUCCUAAAUUGUCUUACUCUCUGAAACUGAUUGUUGGUUCAACGUUAUUACUACAGACGUUCGAUACCUGACUACAAGUCAAGAAAUGUUCAAAGAUUUUAGAGUGGCAGGCAACACUAACUUUGGAUGUGUUCACUGUUAAAAAAAAUCUCCAUUUAAUUACAUGUAGCUUAGAAAGAUAAAGGAAGAGAUUAUUCAUGGAUUGUGAUGAACAAAACAGGGAGGUUUCGAUUCAACAUAAAAUUUCAUUUGGCUGGUGAUUCCUCAAAAAGUAAAACUCACCAAAGAGAUUUUUUGAGGUUUCUGCAGAGAAGUGAAGAGUGUAUUUUAAAAGUGUGACAGGCUGUCACUUUGUGUAGAAAUGAACAUCCUUUUUUUUUUCUACUGAAUUUGAAAAGCAUACGACACUUACACAAUGAGACAACUUUGUCAACUAUAUUGAUCGUUAACUAGGAAAAACGUGGACCGCUGGUCGUUAAAGAAAGUUGGUUCAGACUCUUAUGAAACACAGUACCCCAGAUCACUCUGGUGAGAGUGCUGCCCUAAUGGUAUCUAUGAUGCAUUUACGAUGAAAACAAUCAAUCAUUCGGCCUGUGCAAUGUGCUUCACUGUCAGCAGAUUUUUCCACUUUUCUUUUCCUGUCUUGCGUGGCCACACCACCUGAAGCCUAAAUAUGUGGCAUGGGUAGCCCACACCUCCAAUUCAAGCGUCAAGUAAGGCGUAUUCUUCAUAAGCGCUCAGUUAAGACCAAGAUCAAGUUUCAAGGUGCAGUGCUUUGUGAGUUUUCAUGUGACACAUGGACAACCCUUAGCAUAUACAUUCUUCAUAAUAAGUUCCUUAAAUUGUGUCAGCACACAGACAGAUCUACUUGUAUUUUUCACUGUUUCAGGUACAUAUUCUGUUUUAUUUUUUUUUAAUAGUGCUAUUUAGUAUGGUAUUGCUAGUAGAAAACCUAAAAUAUUAAUAAUUUUCUUAAAAUGUUUUCCAUUUCCACCACUCAAAGGAGAAUCUCCAUAGGAUGAUAGAAUUUUUAAAAUGUUACCUGCCAUGUUCAUUUUAUUUCUUUCAAAAUUUUGGUUGAUAUUAUUGUGAUCAUACCAAUUAUUAUUCAUACCACAAUUACUGGUUUAUAAGAUGGCGUCACUUGUAAUGAAAUUUUGCAAUAAAAGGAAAGCAAAUAUACCUCAAAACGGAUUUUUUUCGAGGAAUUCUGUUACAACUGCAGUCUGAGCUCGUUUGAUUCACCACACGACAUGAACGUACAAUGUUAUUCUAAAUCCCCAGUGAAAGUGCUUAUGAUAAGUGAAAUAUUUUUUGAUAAAUGAAAAGUUUUGCUUUGUUUUCAAAAACAAGAAAAACAUACUUGUUAUCUCUUACACAGUUUACAUUGAUCUGCUGUGACUAAUAAGGGAAAUGAUUGCUGUCAUCUUUAAAGAGAUGUGUAUGGCUUGUAGAGCACCUAGCUGAACAUGUUAUCGAGCCCAGGAACUUCACCUUUGAUUUUCUGAUUCCUCCUCCUGAGUAGUCACACAGAUAGAAGUCCACACAUAUGUUUUCUUUUCUCUUUUUUUUCCUUCAGAAUCAAGUUAUAACAGAACGUGUUAAUGCAAAAUCAAGUCAGCAGCACAUUAAACAUAGAAGGACAGGCACACUUACUAAGUGAAUGUGGGGAAAAAAAUUACUACUAGUGUGUUAACAGAUAAAUAAAUAUUUGUGAAGGAUGUCACAAAUUGCACCGCUUUUCUGAAGAUGUCCAAAGGCCUGUCAGCUAUUUCUUUUUUUUAUUAUUAUUAUUAUUGUUGACAGGGGUCUUAAAAACACUUUAUAUUUGUAACAUCGAUUUUAUUUUGUAUUUGAAACACUUUGAGAAAAUGUUUGUGCACUGUACUGAGUAGAGUAUUAAAUUAUACAACUAAAUAACCACUUUGGUUUUAUAAUUUUAAUUAAACAUGAAAGGUAUGUCAUUUGUUGUGAGGAUAUUUAAUUUCUGUUAUGUUAAAGACUGUGAUGUCACACAGAACCUUGAAGAACAGAGAACUUUAAACAUUCUAUUUUAAUGAAUCCAAUGUUUUCCUCCAUAUGCAGUGACUUUGCAUUUCUUCUGUUAUGUUACUUUGAAAUAUACCUUUUAAAUGAA
Molecule: messenger RNA, 7409 nt
Organism: Polypterus senegalus (gray bichir)
Lineage: Eukaryota; Metazoa; Chordata; Cladistia; Polypteriformes; Polypteridae
Gene: diaph2
Product: diaphanous-related formin 2
Exons: 28
Coding region: 516-3824 (1102 amino acids)
Biological process (GO): actin filament polymerization; actin cytoskeleton organization
Cellular component (GO): cytoplasm; actin filament
Molecular function (GO): actin binding; microtubule binding; small GTPase binding
Source: RefSeq, a predicted model, not a curated record